Messenger RNA from Exophiala dermatitidis NIH/UT8656, 2686 nucleotides. RefSeq lists its product as uncharacterized. The transcript is spliced from 2 exons. NCBI's taxonomy places the organism in Eukaryota, Fungi, Ascomycota, Eurotiomycetes, Chaetothyriales, Herpotrichiellaceae. Gene Ontology annotation, cellular component: peroxisomal membrane. Gene Ontology annotation, biological process: peroxisome organization. The record is from RefSeq and is a predicted model, not a curated record. Bases 515 to 2296 code for a protein of 593 amino acids.
GUUAUUAUUCGCAAUUUCGCCAUAGAUGCCGAAUGAUUAGAGCUGAUGGAAGCGAACCCACUGGCAAAGGCGAAACAUGGUAAACAUGCCGACAUUCGAUGACAGAUCAGGGGAUUUCACUUGACUACAGCAUUACUGUACAGCGGUAUACCUACGGGGAGGCCACCACCACUAGCAACAGGAAACUUAUAACCACUUUAGCCACCAAAGUAAUGUACCUAUCUUAUGCACCUCCACUCAGAUUUAACAUGAGAUCUUCAGCCCCUGAGUAUCAGUGGCAAUUAGCCAGUUGCAGUGAACAGGGCCAUACCUUAUCAUGUGACGGCCCCUCGUGUCACGUGUAGCUUUCCCCAUGUCAAUAUCAACGACAUGCCUACCUACCUAGGUAGGCAUCACCAAUAGUAUGAGCAUCACACUCGAAAUUGGACAUUUAUAUCUUCCAAGGAGGAGUGCAGAAUAUUCCGACCCUCCAACAUGGUCCCAAGAUAGCGCUGUUGUGGCAUGAAUUCCCACGAUGGACGAGUUCACCGCUGACGCCUUCGUUAAUCGAGAUGAGCCGGUCCCGCUCAUCACGGUGUCCAAUAAUGACCAGGACGCCCCUUCAUCUGAAGCAGACACCUCAUCGCAUAAGGGAAGAUUCAGAGGCGCACUGUCCGCUUCAAGUUCUCGGUUGAAAGCCAAGGGCCAAGAACUUCUUGCUGCACAAUUGGAAAAGCAUGAAUCCAGCCCGGAGCCCAAGUUGUCCUUACAGGACAGGCUAUUCUCAAAAAUCCUGCAACAGGUCAUCCCUACAGAAGAUGUAGACGACCCCGACGACAGCGGCCCGGCCGAUCGACGCUCGAUCAAGUAUGCCGGACGGCCUGCCUUCAGCCUUCCUCUGAUGACCAACAACUUCCGUCGCUUCAAUGCACGGAUUGGCAUCGUCUUUGUGUUUCAGAACCGCAUGACCCGGCUCUUUACCUGGCGAACGCCGACACACACUCUAUCCUUUCUCGCCACCUAUACCUUUGUCUGCCUCGACCCUUACCUGCUGGCGGUGGUGCCUCUUGCAGUGGCACUGCUUUUCAUCAUGGUUCCGGCAUUCACAUCACGACACCCUGCGCCACCGCCUCCAAAGACCGUCUCCAGUACGACACCAUACUACCAUCAAGCGUAUACGGGCCCAGCACUAGCACCGGCGCCCACGAUCAAGCCGGCGAGCGAGACGUCCAAGGACUUUUUCCGCAACAUGCGCGACCUGCAAAACAGCAUGGCCGACUUCAGCAACAUCCACGACGCUCUGGUGAAAAACGUCGCGCCCGCCACCAAUUUCAGCGACGAGACAUACUCGUCCCAGCUCUUUUUGUUCCUUACCAUCCUCACCACCUUCUCCUUCAUCACCGCCCAUCUUCUCCCAUGGCGCCUCAUCUUCCUCUUGAUCGGUUGGGGCUUGGUAAUUUCCAACCACCCCGUAGCGCAAGACUGGCUCGAGAAAACACAACAGCAGGUCGAGAAGCAAGCUUCGUCUACCUUGAACGACCCCAUGCUGAAACAGGAACACAACAUCCGUGGGCUUCUGCUAUCCUCGGCGCCCGCAUCGAUCCAGUCGGCAUUCACGUCGUUUUCCGAAAUCACGCUCUCGAGCACGCCUGAGAUGCGAGAAGUGGAAAUCUUCGAGCUCCAACAUCGCCCCUUGCAGACCAGCUCGAGCGCUGUUUCGGCUGCCGCAGCGGAAUGGCAACCUCAUCUGUUCACUCCGUCGCCGUACGAUCCGCUCUCGCCAGCCCGCAUCGCUGGCGAUCGGCCUCGCGGAACCCGCUUCUUCGAGGAUGUGGCGCCGCCGGACGGAUGGGAAUGGGCGAGCAAAAAGUGGGAACUCGACCUGGAGCCCGGGGAAUGGGUCAACGAGCGACUGAUCGUGGGCGUCGAAUAUGAUGUGUUGCAGCAGGACGACCAUAAAGAGAUGACCGACGACGGUGGAGAUACUAGUUUAUCCACUGCCCGCCGCGAGAGUGUUAAUUUGGAUUUCGGCGGCUGGGUAUGGGACCUCCCUCCGGCGCCGGGAACUGGUGCGAACCGCGACGAAGAGUUGUGGUUGGCCUAUGGCGAUUAUGAUCUCUCUUUGGGAUCUGGUAGCCAGCAAGAAGAGAAGGGGAGGAAAAGAAAGGAUAAAGACAAGGAUAAGGCACGCAAGCCUAACCAAUCUAAAGACUGGGAGGAGACGACGAGGCUGGAUGUCCGUGGACGGACUGGCGAGUGGCGGAGGAGGCGGUGGGUGAGGCUGGUCAAGAGGAAGCCUGUUGAUGUUUCGGCUUGAUCUCUUCGUCUGUCAAUCUACGUAUGUGUAUGUGUAUGCGUAUGCUUCAUGGCAUGCGAUCGGUGUUCCAUGAUAAUAAAUCACGAGGCGACGGAGCUUUGCUUGACUAUCCAGGUAUGUCACGACGCCCACAGACCUCUACGACUUGCAUGCGAAAUGAAUUGAAAAGCACGAAAUCGAGGCGAAAUCCCUUACGCGAGCUCUUCUUUUCUCAAACAACUUUUAUCAUUAGUGCUGUCGUGCUAUCUGAGUAGGCUAGUAGUGAGCAGUGUUCUGCAAUGCCGUACCAUGUCCAUGCACCCCGAUAUUGCCCUGGGCCAAGCGCGUAGUAUCCCUUUCGAACCAUUGUUCGAAGUCUGCGCCCGCCCUAUCUGUCAGGGUGUGGACCAG